Acaulospora colombiana is the source of this 336-nucleotide messenger RNA. The record is from the annotation of a GenBank genome assembly. NCBI's taxonomy places the organism in Eukaryota, Fungi, Glomeromycota, Glomeromycetes, Diversisporales, Acaulosporaceae.
AACUGGGCGCUUACAUGGAUAAACCAGGUAGACGCUGACAUUCCUAAGGCGUAUGGAGGGUGUCAUAGAACCAGAUUGACAGUCGACCCUCUCGUUUUUGACUGUCUAUCUAAGACUUCUGAACCAAAAUUAUGGUCUACACUUUCUGGAUUGAGAGUGAACGACAUGAUGUCGGAUUUAGAAUGCUGUAAUGUACAAGAGUCAGGAGCAUGGCGUGGGUUGAGUGGAAGAGGCGGCAGGGAUCAGGAUCUGAUUUGUGGCCUAGAGCACUCGAUCAGCGAAACUGGCGACCCAAGAAACGGGAAAGCAUAUGAACCACACACGAUUCUCAGAUGA